GGGGAGCUGGAGCGUACUGGUGCUUGGUGGUUCUGAUCCUCUGGAGCUCGCCACCGCUGGAGCUCUUGGGCGCACGAGUGGUGGUCCAAGCCGCCCCCACCAUGCGCCCGGAAGAAGCUGCCCAGAUUCCGGAUCUGGACUUUAAGCAUGGCUUGGCUGCUGCCACCCGCGAGGGGGUCGCAGGGGCCAAAGCCAUGCUGGUGGACAUUGCCUUGCUGAUGUGGCUCCGCACAGUCAUGAACCACCAGUAUCGCAACGGAGGGACCAUGGGCGACACUAUCCGCAAGCUCUGGCGACAGGGUGGGGUGACUCGCUUCUACUCAGGUCUCACAGCCGCCAUGAUUGAAGCGCCGCUGUCCCGUGGCGUCGGAGCCGCUGCCAACUACGCCACCCUCAACAUGCUCUCUCGCACGAGCCUUGGCAACCACCUUCCUGUGGUCGCCCAGACUGCACUCUCUUCCGUGGGGGUGGGCUGCUUUCGCCUCGUCUACUAUCCCGUGGAUACAAUCAAGACCAUCAUGCAGGUAGAGGGCCGCGAAGGCAUGGCCAUGCUACGCCACAAAGUCCGCUCUCAGGGAUAUGGCGUUCUCUUCCACGGGGCCGGCUCCUCCAUCGUUGGUGCCGCUGUCCGCCAUACCCUGUGGUUUACCGCGUACAACCUCCUCGACCAACGUAUUGAGACAUCGGGAGACGUCUCCACUUCCUCAAAAAUGAUUCGCAACGCUCUCAUUGGCUCGGCCUGCGCCGUGGUCACGGAUGUGGCCGCCAAUCCCUUAUCCCUGGUCAAAGCCUACCGCCAGACCAACGCUCAGGCCAUCUCGUACUCCACCAUCGUCCGUCAAAUUGUGAGCAAGGAAGGCGUACUCGGCCUCUUCACCCGUGGCCUCUCCACCCGCAUUUGGGUUGACAUCCUCAACUCGGCCAUCUUCACCGUCGUCUGGCGGGCCCUCCUGGAACCCACCCUCCACCCCGACAAUGCUGACGAGAAGUGA
This is a messenger RNA of Monosiga brevicollis MX1, 992 nucleotides long. RefSeq lists its product as uncharacterized. NCBI's taxonomy places the organism in Eukaryota, Choanoflagellata, Craspedida, Salpingoecidae. The coding region runs from base 102 to 992 and encodes 296 amino acids. The transcript has a single exon. The record is from RefSeq and is a predicted model, not a curated record.